This is a messenger RNA of Gymnodraco acuticeps, 3301 nucleotides long. RefSeq names its product TNF superfamily member 11 (gene tnfsf11). Lineage: Eukaryota; Metazoa; Chordata; Actinopteri; Perciformes; Bathydraconidae. The record is from RefSeq and is a predicted model, not a curated record. Gene Ontology annotation, biological process: immune response. Gene Ontology annotation, cellular component: membrane. Gene Ontology annotation, molecular function: tumor necrosis factor receptor binding. The coding region runs from base 102 to 881 and encodes 259 amino acids. The transcript has 5 exons.
GUUCAGCGUCGGGGCGAGUGGUCCGGAAUGCUCUUAAAAACCAGAGAGAAUCGAAUGGUUUUAACGAUGCAAGAGCUGCUCACUUGCAAAAGUCUGGGAUCAUGGCAGCUACGCACAGCGAGUACCGAGGAGGCUACCUGCGGAGCGACAUGGAGGCCGGGCAGCACCGCUUCCACCCGGGAUCCGAGCCCACUUACCGGCCGCUGCUCUUCGGGACCCUCGCUGUUAUGGGAUUGCUUCAAGUGGCCUCCAGCGUGGCGAUCCUAUUACACCUGACGGGAUAUCUGCAGGAGGUAGAUCUGUCCACGGCUCCUCACCGACCCAUACAGGAAGUGCAGACGGAGCCGGUGCUGGACGCUCUGAGAGACACGAGGAAAAAAGGACGCUGCAAAAAUCCAAAAGAGAGUCUGCCAUCAGCGCAUCUACCAAUCAAAGCACACCAGGAGUUCUCCAAGAAAGGCGAGCCCAAAGCCGUCACCAUCGACUGGGACGAGCUGCACGGAUACCGCAACAAGAUGGGCUACCAGAAGGGCAAGCUGCUGGUGGAGGAGGCGGGUUUCUACUACAUCUACGCCAAAACCUGCUUCCGCUACUACAACCUUGAGCUGGAGGACGGCAGCCAGGUGGACGUCAGCAACCGGCAGCUCAUCCAGUACGUGUACCACGAGAAGAUCAAACAGAACAGCAAGUCAGCGCUUCUGAUGAAGACGGGCAGCACCAUGCGCUGGAACAUCACCAGCUAUAACAUGUACUGCGCCCAGCAAGGAAGAGGGGUUCGUCUGGAGGAGGGGGACGCUUUGUACGUGACCGUGUCCAACGCCUGGGUGCUGGACCCCGAGGGAGAAGGGACGUAUUUCGGGGCGAUAAAGUUAGGUAAUUGAGAGUUAAGUUACGAGAGGAGCGGACUUGCUACUGAACAUUUGCCAAAGAACCACUGUUAGUGAUUUAUAAGUGUUGAUAAAAAGUGUCUUGUUGUUUUUGUACUUCACCAAAUAGCCUUGGAGCACUCGAUGAGAGAAGACAUGGUUCAGUCCCCGACACACAGCUCUUAAAUUCAUCUAAAAUAGCACUGGACUCUUUUUUUAAAAUUAAGUAUUGUGACAUUUCAAUACAUUUCAGCUCAGAUUACGACUUAAGCACCGAUGUGUUUAUGGACCAACUAAACAAACCACAAGGGAGAAACUUGGGAAGUCGGUUUGCUGGCGAGACGCAAAGUGAGGAAGGAUUUAUCAAUGUUGGAGAAAAUGUCCGGUAGAAACACGGAGCAUCUGCUUGUACUUAGCGGAUUAGAACAGAAUAAAAACAACAGGUUUGCACACGGCACUGAUCACAAACGUCUUCCUGAAGAGUUCUGUACGUGUGAACGAGGAAGUAGUUAGUCUCUGAUCGGAGUAACUAUCACAACAGGGGAUAUAUCCAGAGGUGGAAAAAGUAUUCAGAGUCUUUACUGGGGUACUAACUCCAAAAGUACUACAUCGACAAUGGUACUUAAGCAAAAGUAUUUAAUACUACUCUGAAAAUACUCAAUUUGAGGCAAAAGUACUGCAUCGACAAUGGCACUUAAGCAAAAGUAUUUAAUACUACUCUAAAAAUACUCAAUUUGAAGUAAAAGUACUGCAUCAACAAUGGUACUCAAGCAGAAGUAUUUGAUACCACUCUAAAAAUACUCAAUUUGAGGCAAAAGUACUGCAGUGAUGGUACUUAAGCAGAAGUAUUUAAUACUACUCUAAAAAUACUCAAUUUGAGGCAAAAGUACUGCAUCGACAAUGGUACUAAAGCAAAAGUAUUUAAUACUACUCUAAAAAUACUCAAUUUGAAUUAAAGUACUGCAUCGACAAUGGUACUUAAGCAGAAGUAUUUGAUACCACUCUAAAAAUACUCAAUUUGAGGCAAAAGUACUGCAGUGAUGGUACUUAAGCAGAAGUAUUUAAUACUACUCUAAAAAUACUCAAUUUGAAUUAAAGUACUGCAUUGACAAUGGUACUUAAGCAGAAGUAUUUGAUACCACUCUAAAAAUACUCAAUUUGAGGCAAAAGUACUGCAUCGACAAUGGCACUUAAGCAAAAGUAUUUAAUACUACUCUAAAAAUACUCAAUUUGAGGCAAAAGUACUGCAGUGAUGGUACUUAAGCAGAAGUAUUUAAUACUACUCUAAAAAUACUCAAUUUGAGGCAAAAGUACUGCAUCGACAAUGGCACUUAAGCAAAAGUAUUUAAUACUACUCUAAAAAUACUCAAUUUGAGGCAAAAGUACUGCAGUGAUGGUACUUAAGCAGAAGUAUUUAAGUAUGAUAAGGAUGAUGUGCUUAAAGUUUUAGAAGAAAAGUACUUGUUGCAGAAAAAACUCAUUAAAUAUUUACAAACUCUAAAGCAGAAGCAGUAAAUCUUCACAGUUAAGAAGCUGCCGAUUCAUUUUGUGUUAACCCACUCGUGCCAGUUUCCUAAAUGUAAUGUUGGAUGGUUUAAUCUUUACCAAAACAUCAUAAGAGUUUUUCCUAAUUAUUGUGUGUCAAAAUCUACAAGUAAAAAGUACAAUAUUGGCUUCCAAAAUGUAGUAUAUUAGAAGAAUAGGUAAAGUACAAGUACCUCAAACGUGUACUUGAGUGAAAGUACUUUCCACCACUGGUUAUAUCACUCUGAGAUUCACUGUUUUUUAGCAACAGAUCAGAUUUGUUUUGCUCCAAAAGCUCAUUUUCUCUCCACGUCUCAGUCUAAAGAGCGGCCUGCUUGAUUGAAGGCAAUUACACGACAAUGUCAUUUUGAACUAAGGAGGAAACGACAUGUGUUUGUGAUGUUUAUGACGAUUGAAAAAAGAAAAAGGGAUGCAGAUAGCUGGCCUGUCUGACCAUCAAUGACAUGAAUAGACUGUUGUCUUCUUAAACUAGAGGAGCCAAAUUGACUUUGGUUCAUCUUUUAACUUAAAUUUUGUUUUUCAUUUGGCUCUUCACCGAGGCAAAUGGGAAUAUGCACUAAAUAUUUAUUUAUUAGCUAUAGAAGUACAGAGACGGGUCAUUGUUAAAAUGACCUCUCGUCUGUGUGACAUCCAUUAUGCAGCACUUAGAGGAAAUAGUAGACACGCUUUUUGUUAUUAAAACACAGGGGCUUCAUUUUAAAUUCCAUAUUUAUGUAUCUUGAUUUUUUUUUGACAAUUCUGUGUGCACUUGCCUAGCCAAAAGUAAUAUGGACAUCAUGUUUCUUCUACAAGAUUGUAGCAUACCUGUCAAAUCUUCAUCUGAUUUCCAUUCAAUGUUUUUUUUUAUUUAUGUAAUGUAUGUUUUAAUAAAAAAAAGUACUUUUGUAACA